Messenger RNA from Terrapene triunguis (Three-toed box turtle), 2924 nucleotides. RefSeq names its product protein capicua homolog. Gene Ontology annotation, cellular component: nucleus. Gene Ontology annotation, biological process: regulation of transcription by RNA polymerase II. The record is from RefSeq and is a predicted model, not a curated record. The transcript has 4 exons. Lineage: Eukaryota; Metazoa; Chordata; Testudines; Emydidae. Gene Ontology annotation, molecular function: DNA-binding transcription factor activity, RNA polymerase II-specific; RNA polymerase II transcription regulatory region sequence-specific DNA binding. Bases 120 to 2924 code for a protein of 934 amino acids.
GGCCGCGGUGGCUCCGCUGUUGCUGAGAGGAAGCGCGAGGAGCCCGGACGAGGCGCGACGGGACCGGGCCGGGAGAGACCGCCGGGUCCUGUGUAUCCACCCGGCCUGGAGGCUGGAAGAUGAAACCUGCGAGGAAGGCUGCCAGCUCCUCCUCUUCCUCCUCGUCCAGCAGCAGCAGCCGCUCUCCCCCUUCCACCCGGGCCAAGACCCAGAAGCGCAGGACGGCUGAGGGAGGGCCCAAGCCGGCAGGGGAGGAGGAGGGGGGCGGGGGAGGCGGGGAGGAAAGCCCUGCCCAGCCCCCGCCCUUGCCAAGCCCCCAUCUCAUGCCAGUGAAGAUGGACCCCUACGAGCCGCCAGAGGGGGAGCCAGGGUGCGAGGACCCCCCAGGGGAGCCCCCUCUGAGCCGCAAGACGGCCACCUUCAAAUCCCGAGCCCCCCGCAAGAACCCGGCGGCCGGGGAGGAGUGGAGCGGGUCCGAGGGCUCCGGGGCGCCUGGCGAGGAGGGCGCCGGGCACUGCCCCUCCUCCAGCACCGACACGGCCAGCGAGCACUCGGCCGACGAGGACGCCAAGGGAGCCGGGGGGGAGUUGUGGGGCCCGGCCCCCGGCCCCAGCGAUUACGACCUGCGGCUGCUGCGCUCGCAGCGGGUCCUGGCCCGGCGCCAGGGCAUCUUCCAGCCGGCCGUGGUCAAGCACGUCCGGCGUGGCCAGGACCUGGGACUUCAGUUCGCCGGCGACCGGGCCAUCACGUACUACGAGGGAGCGCUGGGCUCGGGGGACCUGGACGUGGUCCUGGACACCACGCCCCCUGCGGGCGCUGUGGCAGUGGGGGCCCGUGUCUGCGUCAGCGUGGCCCCCGAGGAGACGGCCUACUACGAGGGCACCGUGCUGGAGGUGAGCCUGAAGCCGGCCUCCUACAAGGUGCGUCUCGCCGGCCCCAGCUCGGCCCCCCGCAAGGACACGGUGUGGGUGCCGCGCUCUGGCCUGCGGCUGCUGCGCCCACCCUGGAGCCCGGCUGUCGCCGCGCCCCCCAAGCCAGAGGAGGAGGAGCCCCCCUGCCCUGAGCCCAAGCAGCCGGAGGACGCCGAGGUCUCCAAGAUCAGCGCCGGCGUGCGGGGGGCUGGGGAGGAGAAGCCCCUGGCUGCCCCCCCGCAGCUGCUGUCACCCCCCAAGUCCCCGGCCUUUGCCCGCCUGCCGGAGCAGGCCUCCCCGCUGCUGAGCCCCGAGGCAGGCGGCAGCCGCAGCAGCAGCGUGGUGUCGGUGGAGAAGUGCAGCACUCCGGGCUCGGCGCGCUCCCGCACGCCCCUGACGGCCGCCCAGCAGAAGUACAAGAAGGGGGACGUGGUCUGCACCCCCAACGGCAUCCGCAAGAAGUUCAACGGGAAGCAGUGGCGCCGGCUCUGCUCCCGCGAGGGCUGCAUGAAGGAGUCGCAGCGGCGCGGCUACUGCUCCCGCCACCUCUCCAUGCGCACCAAGGAGCUGGAGAGCCUGUCGGAGGGCCGGGCCAGCGGGCUGCGGGAGGGCAGCGCCGAGUUCGACUGGGAUGAGACGUCCCGCGACAGCGAGGCCAGCAGCGCCCGCGGCGACUCCCGCCCCCGCCUGGUGGCGCCGGCCGACCUGUCCCGCUUCGAGUUCGACGAGUGCGAGGCGGCCGUCAUGCUAGUGUCGCUGGGCAGCUCGCGCUCGGGCACCCCGUCCUUCUCGCCCGUCUCCACCCAGUCGCCGUUCUCGCCCGCCCCCUCGCCGUCCCCCUCGCCCCUCUUCGGCUUCCGGCCCGCCAACUUCAGCCCCAUCAACGCCUCGCCCGUCAUCCAGCGGGCGGCCGCCCGCAGCCGCCACGUCAGCGCCAGCACGCCCAAAGGGGCGGGGGGCGGCGUGCUGAGCCCCGAGAUGCUACACCACGCCCCGCACCGGGAGCGGCACUCCUCGGGCAUCGUGCCCACCUUCCAGACCAACCUGACUUUCACCGUGCCCAUGAGCCCCAGCAAGCGCAAGGCGGAGGCGCCCCACGGCGGGCCGGGUGGGGGCGCCGACUUCCAGAAGAGCGACAGCCUGGACUCGGGGGUGGAGUCGGUCUCCCACACCCCCACCCCCUCCACGCCCGCCGGCUUCCGGGCCGUCUCGCCCCCCGGCCCUGGGCCCUUCUCCUCCCGCUCCCAGCAGGCUUCGCCGCUGCUGCUGCUCUCCCCGCCAACCGGGCUGACCUCCGACCCCAGCCCCACGGUGCGCCGGGUGCCGGCUGUGCAGCGGGACUCGCCCGUCAUCGUCCGCAACCCCGACGUGCCGCUGCCCUCCAAGUUCACAGAGAAGCCGCGGGACGGGCGGGCGGGCAGCCCCCGGCUGGGCAAGGUGGGCACCAAAGAACAGCUGCAGGUGCCGGUGCCCAUCAAUAUGGGGCGGGCACUGCCCUGCAGCCAGCCCAGCGCCGUCCCGGCCCCGGAGCAGGCGCCCCCCGUCUUCAGCGUCUCCUCGCCCUUCCAGCCGGUCGCCUUCCACCCCUCCCCGGCCGCCCUGCUGCCCGUCAUUGUGCCCAACGACUACUCCGGGCCACCGGCCCCCAAGAAAGAGAUCAUCAUGGGCCGGCCUGGCACAGCAGCCGAGACCUUGAGGAACACACCACGCACCCCUGCCGACUGGCUUCAGCAGAUAAGGAAGAAGCCGAGACGCAGCAAAGACGACAUGUUCAGGGAAGUGCUGCAGCGCGAUGAGAGACAGACCAGGGACAGAAUAAAGAAUGCAGUAUUUGCUAGGCAAGCAACAGAGCGGAUGAUAAAAGUGAUGGAGGAUCAGACAGAGAUUCUCAAGUCUUUGAUGCAGCUGCAGACUGAGCAGCUGCAGAAUGAAGAAGCUGCAGCAGCCAAAGCAGGCUGGAUAAUUGGGAGAUCCAACCUGCAUGAGGGGGAACUGAGGCAGCAGCUAGCCUGA